Molecule: messenger RNA, 1428 nt
Organism: Brienomyrus brachyistius
Lineage: Eukaryota; Metazoa; Chordata; Actinopteri; Osteoglossiformes; Mormyridae
Product: trace amine-associated receptor 1-like
Exons: 1
Coding region: 40-1095 (351 amino acids)
Biological process (GO): adenylate cyclase-activating adrenergic receptor signaling pathway
Cellular component (GO): membrane
Molecular function (GO): trace-amine receptor activity
Source: RefSeq, a predicted model, not a curated record
AAAUCUAUCUUCUUACUAAGUCUUCAGAACUUAAGUAGCAUGAUCUUCUUGAACAACUCAAGCCACAUCAGUGAUGUAUAUGCAGAAAUACAGUACUGCUAUGACUCUGUGAGCGGAUCAUGCAAGAAGAAUGUCCAGCCUCUAAGUCUCCAAUUUUCCAUGUUUGCUUUCAUGGGCUUUACUAUACUGGUUACAGUAACUGGGAAUCUUCUGGUCAUAACAUCUAUAGCGCAUUUUAAACAGCUGCACACCACCACAAACUGCCUCAUUCUCUCACUGGCGGUUUGCGACUUUUUGUUGGGGGCCUUCAUCAUGCCGUGCAGUGCGAUGCGGUCGGUGUACGGCUGCUGGUACCUGGGAGACUUUGUGUGCAAGUUCCACUCCAGUACAGACGUCAUGCUCAGCACCUCCUCCAUCUUCCACCUCUCCUUCAUCUCUGUAGAUCGUUACUUUGCUGUCUGCACCCCACUUCUGUACCGCUCCAUAGUCAACACUGUCACUACUCUGCUGAUGAUCAUAACCAGCUGGGUCUUCCCAGCCAUCUUCGCUUUUGGGAUGAUCUUCUCAAACCUCAACCUGAAAGGCAGUGAGCACUUCUUUGAGACACAGGUGCAGUGUGUCGGAGGAUGCACGGUAUUCUUUAACCCAUCAUCAGCUGCAUUCUCUACUAUUUUUGCAUUUUUCCUCCCUGGCUUCAUCAUGUUGGGCAUUUAUCUCAAGAUCUAUGUGGUAGCAAGACGUCAGGCCAGAUCAAUUAAAGAUCUGACACGGCAGAUUAAGGUGGAGGAUGGAAAUGGGUCUGCAGUCUCUGGGAAGCAUGAAAGAAAGAAGGCAAACACCCUGGCAGUGGUGGUGGGAGUUUUCCUCAUCUGCUGGACCCCCUUAUUCAUCUGCAAUAUUAUGGACCCCUUCAUUGGCUAUUCCAUCCCACCCACACUGACUGAUGCCCUGUUUUGGUUUGGUUAUAUGAACUCGGGCUUCAACCCUUUGGUUUAUGCUUUUUUUUACUCUUGGUUCAGGAAAGCUUUGAGCAUAAUUCUCAGUGGCAGAAUCUUUUACAGAGAUUCUUGUCUAAUUAAAUUGUAUUCUGAAUGAGCAUAUUUGGCUAUAAAGUCAUCCAUGUAGCUCUUUAAUCAUCUGAAUACUUGUCCUUUUAUAAAACACUAAGUGCAUCUUCAUUCCCCAACAUGUUUAAUUUCUAACCAUCUGUAUACUGGAAAACUGUAUUAACUGGAGCUAUCAAGGUAAAUAAAGCUUCUAGAUCAUCUCCGAAAAAGUCCCAGGUCCAUGUCUAAGCUCUGCAUGCACAAAGUAAGUUGUAUAAAAAUGACCAGAAGAUUCACUUCUGCACUUGUCACCAUCUUUACGGGGCUCAUGACGGAGAGCUUUGUGUUUACUUGCAGUUUUAUUUAUUGUAUAUUGAAUAUU